Messenger RNA from Drosophila virilis, 692 nucleotides. RefSeq lists its product as uncharacterized. Lineage: Eukaryota; Metazoa; Arthropoda; Insecta; Diptera; Drosophilidae. The record is from RefSeq and is a predicted model, not a curated record.
CUUAGUUUUAGUUCUGCCAAACGUGAAAGUUGUAAAAUAUUCUCUCUAGGGGGGAAUUUUAUUAAUUGUAGGCUUACAAGCGGGAGCUCUGCUUUAUGAUUAAUGAAGCUGCAAAUGAAUUCUCAAAAAUCGGGCUGCCAUAUAAAUUACGUAUUCUCGGCCAGAAGAGCUGCAAAUGCUUGAAGAUGCCGCCGCGGCUAACUCUGCUGCUUUGCGUUGUCAGCUUUGACCUGAUGGCAACAGUUACAGGCAGACAGUUGAAGCAGAUUCAAGAGCUGCAGCAGCAGCAACAGGAGCAGCAGGAAGCUGGACGCUCUGUAAGAAGCGGACUCGCUGCACUCUCCGGUUAUGCGCUGGGCCUGAGCCAGGCAUUGAUGGGCGUGUUUGUCUACGAUGUGAUAACAGCGAAUGUGAGCGAAAGUGAAACGGACAACGCCGGAGAGCAACAACAACGACAACAACAACAACAACAACAGGUGUGCAUCGGCGGACGCAGCUACGGGAAUGAGGUCUACAAUGAGGCGGGUCGCCAACUAGAUUUAGUCACAGAUACAGAUACAGAUACAUUUGCAUAUACAGAUACAGAUACAGUUACAGCUACAUCUGCUGACACAGAUACAGACAGCCCAACGGCUGCUGAUGACACAACCAGCGCUGCGCAUUUAAAUAUAUUAAAUUGUUUUGUUUUCUAG